CUCUCGCGUCGUCCGCCUGAGGUAAAUGUAGAAGUUGGUGGUAAAUUGUGGAAUAAGUGCUGAAUUGAGGAUAGCAGAAGCUUGGAACACGGUGGCCCUUCUUUCGCAGCCAUGAGGCGAAGUAAGGCGGACGUUGAACGCUACAUUUCUUCAGUAGAGAGUCUCUCUCCGUCUCAAAAAGAGAAACCGGUGAAGGGAUUUUUAUUUGCAAAAUUAUAUUUUGAAGCCAAGGAGUAUGAACUCGCUAAAAGACACAUCUUGGCGUAUUUAACCGUUCAGGUCAGAGAUCCCAAAGCACAUCGGUUCCUUGGUCAACUUUAUGAACUUGAAGGAGAAAUUGAAAAAGCUGUUGGAUGUUACAAGCGCUCGGUGGAUCUGAACCCAGCCCAGCGUGACCUGGUUCUGAAAGUUGCCGAGCUGCUGUGCAGUAAACCGGAGUUUGACAGCAGGGCAGAAUUCUGGGUGGAGAAAGCUGCCAAGCUUUUGCCGGGUCACCCUGCUGUCUUCGACCUACGGGAGAAAUUGCUGAGUGUGCAGGGGCAAAGAGGCUGGAACCAGCUUUAUGACCUGCUGCAGUCCGAGCUCCAGCUGCGUCCUUCUGAUGCCCAUGUUAACGGCAGACUGGUGCAGCUCUACUGCUUGGAUGGACGUUUGGAAGAAGCAGCGAAGCACUGCCUGGCUGUGGAAAGCACUGGAGUCUUAAGACACAGCCUAGACUGGUACGCCACUGUUGUCCAGACGCUUCAGGAGUACGUGGCUCAACCAAGCGUAUCUUCUAACGAAAAGGCAUGUCGCAAGUUCCACAAGGAGCUCUUGCUGGCUCAUAGUAAUCUCCUGAGGCUCACGGUUGCUGAAAAAGAUUGCAGGGAGAGUGUGAAGGCGCUUCAGAAUUUUGACCGUGCUAUGCAGUCUUUAAAGAACACUGCCUCGAAAGCUGCGGACGAGCUCCUGGAGGUGUUCACAGAAAUGAGAGCUCAUCUGUAUCUUUAUGCUGGGACCCUGCUGCUGAAGAUGGCCGUGGAAAAGGAGGAGCAGUGGAGAGCUGUUGUCGAUUUAGCAGCACUCUGUUACCUGCUGGCUUAUCAGGUUCCAAGACCACAGAAAAAGCCUGAGAAAGGUGAACGCACGUCACCGAGACCUCUCGAGUCAUUAGCUUGUUAUCGCCAAAGCCAAGCAGGCCACAUGCUGCUGAAUCUAAACCAGGAAACGGAGCACUUUGUGAAGGAGGUGGUGGAGGUGUUUGGGAACAGAAGUGGGCAGGACACCCUGUUUGAGAAGCUUUUCAGUACACAAGCCCCUUUGGAUCUCUCAUUCAUUGGGAAUGACAUCAUCUCCAACAUCAGCACACGAUCACCGGACGUACAAGAGCUGGCAAAGUGGGACAGUGGUUCCGUCUUGCACUGUGGGGAUUUGCAACACCUGACAUGGCUGGGAUUGCAGUGGUCAAUGAUGGGCCAGAGACCCGCAGUGAAAGACUGGCUGAAGCAGCUCUUUCCUCGUCUCACUCUGGAGACAUUCAAACUGGACACCAAUGCUCCGGAGUCAAUCUGUCUGCUUGACCUUGAGGUGUUUCUGUGUGGUGUGGUGUUCACAAGUCACACUCAGCUGCAAGAAACAGCAAAGAUUUCUGCCAGUUCACGCCUGCAUGAGCCCAGAUGUUUACCAUCGCAGCUUAUGAAACUCUUGUCGUCGGAGAGACAGAGGGAGUGGUGGGAUGCAGUCUAUAGCCUCAUUCAUAAAAAAGCAAUACCCAAUACAUCUGCUAAACUGCGAAUGAUCGUCCAACAUGGCCUGAGCACCCUGCGAGCGAGAGAGAAACAUGGUCUUCAGCCUGCGCUGCUCAUCCACUGGGCCAAACAUCUCAGUGUCAUGGGCGAUGGUGUGAACUCCUACUAUGACCAGAAAGAAUACGUUGGCCGUAGUGUGCACUACUGGCAUGUUGUGCUCCCUUUGCUUGAGAAAAUUGAGAAGAGACGCAGCAUUCCUGAGCCCCUCGAUCCAUUAUUCAUGCAUUUCGCUAGUAAGGACAUACAGGUUUCUGAAAUUAAAGGCUAUGAAGAGGAGGCUAUGAUGGCAUUCGCUACUCUUCUUGACAUUGAGGGCAAUACUGAGCAGGCCAUCUUGAAGCUUGAGAAGCUCAACUGCAUCUCUUCUUACUGGCAUCUUGCUCAGAUCUAUCAGAGACUCUCUGAAGAGGCAGGAAAUGGAGUUGAGGAAACUCAAGAAAUGUGCGUCAGCCUUCUCCAGCAGUUCAGGAAAUACUUAUCGAAGAUCUACCAUGCUGGUGCAGAUGACAUGGAGAAGCUGCCGGUGUCAAUGGAGGAAAUUAUGGACUUGCUCAAUGAGGUCAAUCAGCAGCUUGGAGAGAGUGGAGAGGCUGUGGAUGGAGUUCAUGAAGGACUUCCAAUGACUUCAAGCCCACACUCCCUCACAGAUCCAGCUGUGGCUGCUUCCCAGAAGUUCUCAAUGUCCUCUCCGGCCAAAAGUGUCCUCUCUCCCUCUAAGAGAUCGGUGUUUUCUCCCAAAACACCCCCUCACUGGGUGGAGGAUCAAAAGUCACUUUUGCAGAUGCUCUGUCAACAAGUCGAGGCUUUGAAGAACGAGGUUCAUGAUCUGAGACACAAUUCCUCUGGAUCAACAGAGUCCCCAUUUCACAGAGUGUAUGGAGGGAAUUAUGCAGCAGAGGCAUUUCAGGAGCCCUUUUCAGCAACGCAGUCGUUCCAUGGAGUGCCUCUUACUGUUGCCACUACAGGUCCUUCAGUGUACUACAACCAGUCCCCUGCAUAUAAUUCACAGUACCUUCUUCGCACUGCUGCAAACGUAACACCAUCCAAGGCACCCGUCUAUGGAAUGAAUCGUCUCCCUCAGCCGCAUAUGUAUGCCUACCAGCAACCAACACAUACACCCCCUCUUCAAACAGGAGCAUGCAUGUACUCUCAAGAUCAGGUUUUUGGUACCUCCAUCAGGUUUGAAUCGCCAGCUACAAGCUUGCUGUCCCCAUACAGUGAAGAAUACUGCAGUCAUGUUUCUCAACCAUCUACCAAUCCAGCGUUGCCAGAACCUGGGUAUUUCACUAAGCCAACUGUAAUACCUGCUCAGUCCUGUAAGAGCAGUGAAGGCAAGUCAGUGGACUUUAAGAUGAACUUUGGCCAGCAAAAUCCAGUUGAGACUUCUAAGCCAGUGACUGGAGCUGCCUCCCAAACAACUCCAACAGCAGCUGCUUUCAAGUUCAAUUCAAACUUCAAAUCUAAUGAUGGUGACUUUACUUUCUCAGCUGUAGAGGUGAAAAAUAACAGUGAAAGCCUCUUGGGGCUUCUGACUUCAGAUAUUCCUCCCAGACCUGAAGGCCAUUCAACCCUAAACUCUCAGUCGCAUGACCCAACACCCAGCCAUAGUGGGGUCUUUACUUUUGGGAGUAAAAAAGGCUUUUCAUUUGUUGAUGGCGCACAGGGUAAAACAACUCUUUUUGGAAAACCUGACCAAACAUUUAGCUUUGCAAACAUGACCAAGCCAGUGACUGGAGAGGAAAGUGAAGAGAAAUGUGUCGAAAGUGAUGACAGCACCCAUGUUGAAGAGGAUGAGGAUGGUCCACAUUUUGAACCCAUUGUUCCUCUGCCCAAUAAGAUUGAUGUCAAAACUGGGGAGGAGGAGGAAGAAGAAAUGUUCUGUAACAGAGCCAAAUUGUUCCGUUUUGAGGCAGAAACAAAAGAAUGGAAAGAAAGAGGCAUUGGAUCUAUCAAAAUCCUAAAGCACAAAACAUCAGGCAAAUAUCGAUUGCUGAUGAGGAGAGAACAGGUUUUAAAAAUAUGUGCAAAUCACUACAUCACUGCAGACAUGGUUCUGAAACCAAAUGCUGGAUCUGAUAAAUCAUGGGUAUGGUAUGCUGUGGACUAUGCUGAUGAAAUGCAAAAGACAGAACAGCUGGCUAUUCGUUUUAAGACUGCAGAUGAAGCAGCUUUAUUCAAACAAAAAUUUGAGGAAGCUCAGAAAGAUAUUCUUAAACAGCCAAAACUGCAAAGUCAACUGAAUGAAAAUGACUCCAAACCUUCUACCUUUGAGGAAUCAAGCAGAAAUGUUGAUCUUAAAACCCUUUUUGCUAAGAAGGAAAGUGAAUGGGAUUGUAAUGUCUGCGCUGUAAGAAAUAACACCUCAUCGAAAGAAUGUGUUGCUUGUAGCAGCCCCAAUCCUUGCGGUGACCUGAAGGCUGAAACUAAACCAGAUGAUGGAUUUAAAAGUGCUCCUGCACCCUCAACAGGAGCCUUUAUGUUUGGACUUGGUGGAAGUUCUAAGGAUGCCGGUGAUGCCAGCUUCAAGGCAUUUGGAUCCCAGAUUCCUUUUUCCUUUAAAUUUGGAACACCGCCAACUGUUACUCCGUCCAAUCAGGGUGAGACAAAGUCUGGUCAACUUGAGCAAAAUGUGGAUUCGAACAGAAAUGUUGAUCUUAAAACCCUUUUUGCUAAGAAGGAAGGUGAAUGGGAUUGUAAUGUCUGCGCUGUAAGAAAUAACUCCUCAUCGAAAGAAUGUGUUGCUUGUAGCAGCCCCAAUCCUUGCAGUGACUCGAAACCUGACACUAAACCAGCUGAUGGAUUUAAAAGUGCCCCUGCUCCUGCACCCUCAACAGGAGCCUUUAAGUUUGGACUUGGUGGAAGUUCUAAGGAUGCCGGUGAUGCCAGCUUCAAGGCAUUUGGAUCCCAGAUUCCUUUUUCCUUCAAAAUUGGAUCACAGGCAUUCAGUCACGGUGAUGCAAAAAGGAAUGAGCCUUCUGCAAGCACUUGUGUUGCAAACCAAACCAAAACCGAUGCAGCUCCAGAAUCUACCAAACAGUCGGCAAGCGCUGCCUGCUCUAUUGGCUCUGGAUUUGAUAAGUUUAUCAAAAAAAGAGGUCAGUGGGAUUGUGAUAACUGCCUGGUCAGGAAUGAGGCAGCUGCAGCAAACUGUGUUUCUUGUAAUGCUCCUUGUAGCAGCAGAAAAAAUGAAGCAAAAUGGGAUUGUAAUGUCUGUCUAGUUAGAAAUGAAGGCACAUCUAGUUGUUGUGUGUCAUGCAAGAGUCCUUAUCUAAAUGCAAACAGUACUCAGGCUGCACCAGCAUCCUCCACCUUUAGCUUUAGUACUGAUGGUCAAGCUAACCAUCCUGCAAGUACAGGGUUUACAGCCAACUUUGAAGCUGGUACUUUUCACUUUGGUCAGGGUAAGAAAGAUACCCCACCAACAACUCAAGCUGAAACGUCUUCAGCUAGUUCAAAAUCCUCUAUUUCAAUGCCAGGGUUAACCAGUGAAUUUAAAUUUGGUAUUAAGGGCUCUGAAUCAAAGCCAGCCAACAGUGAACCUGCCUCAGUGUUGCUGAAAAACAUUGCUGAACAACACAGAGAAAAAGAAAAGGAAGCAUCCUCCACAUCUGUCCAGUCAGCGGACAGUCUAAGUAAUGAUGAUUGUCCACUGAUUACAGGAAAGCAGGUUCCAUUCAGUUUUGCAGACUUGGCCAAUUCUUCGCAGGGUAACUUUCAAUUUGGCCAGAAGGAUCCCAGUUUUAAAGGCUUUGAGCGGGCUGGUGAGCAACUUUUUACCUCCUUUCUGCAAAACCAAAAAGCAGACACCUCUGUUGAUCAAGAAGAGGAAGAUAUGUACAGAACAGAAGAAAAUGAUGAUAUCCAGUUUGAGCCUGUGGUUAAGAUGCCUGAAAAAGUCGAUCUUGUUACAGGGGAAGAGGAUGAGGAAUGUCUGUACACAAUACGUGUUAAGCUUUUCAGGUUUGAUAAUGAAACUCAUCAGUGGAAAGAACGAGGGGUUGGAAAUCUCAAAAUUCUUAAAAAUAAUCAAAACGGGAGGCUUAGAGUUCUAAUGAGACGAGAGCAAGUGCUGAAGGUGUGUGCUAAUCACUGGAUCACUACUACAAUGAACCUAAAACCCCUUUCUGGCUCAGAUCGUGCCUGGGUAUGGUUAGCAAACGACUUUUCAGACGACGAUCCCAAGUUAGAGCAGUUGGCUGCCAAGUUUAAAACUCCAGAGCUUGCAGAAGAGUUUAAGCAAAAGUUUGAGGCGUGCCAACGACUCCUCUUGGACAUUCCUCUACAGACCCCUCAUAAGCUGGCUAAUUCAGACCGAACAGCAAAUCUCAUACGGAAAGCUGAGGAAAUGAAAUCUGGUCUUAAGGACCUCAAAUCAUUCUUGACUUAUGAUGCAGUGAAAGGCAAGCACGAGGAAAGCAGUGUUGCAACAGCAAACGAUAUCUCAGCUCUCAAGUCCCAUGGUGAGAGCACUGGACCCACUUUGGAAUGGGAUAAUUAUGGUUUGCAAGAUGAUGAUCAUGAUGAAAGCGCUGACACAUCUAUAUGCGCUUCUCCACAAGCUAGUAGUCCAUUGCAAAAAAAUUUGUUCCGUUUUGGAGAAUCAUCAGCUGGGUUUAGUUUCAACUUCCAGCCUAUACUUAGUCCCUCCAAAUCCCCAGCGAAGCUGAAUCAGAGUGGGACAUCUGUCGGAACAGAUGAUGAACAAGAAAUAAGUCAAGAAGAGGAAAGAGAUGGCCAGUACUUUGAACCAGUUGUGCCAAUGCCUGAAGUGGUUGAGCUUUUAAAUGGAGAAGAGAACGAGCAAGUCGUGUUCAGUCACCGAGCAAAGUUGUAUCGCUAUGAUAAAGACCUCAACCAGUGGAAAGAAAGGGGUAUCGGAGACAUCAAAAUUUUGCAAAACUACGAUACAAAGCGCACAAGACUUGUGAUGAGACGUGACCAGGUUCUUAAAUUAUGUGCAAACCACUGGAUAGCCUCGGAUAUGAAACUUGAGCCGAUGAAAGGAGCAGAAAAGGCAUGGAUCUGGAGUGCUUACGACUUUGCUGAAGGAGAAGGAAAAGUUGAGCAGUUGGCUGUGCGGUUUAAAUUGCUGGAGACUGCAAAUUCUUUCAAGGAAUUUUUUGAGAAGGCCAAGGAUGCCCAGGAAAAGGCAGCCCUUCUUGUGUCUGCUUCCCCUAGAGAAGUCCUGACUUCCCCCCAAUCCCUGUGUGGUCAAGCUGCUAUUGAGGUACUUGAGGAGACGACGAAAGAAAAAACCGAACAGCCUUCUGAAAGCAGUCAAGCGGCUACUCAGAGUCCAAGCCCACACAUCUCCCCUUUGGUCUCUUCCCCCAAGUUUGUUUUUGGGUCAAGUCAUUUGCAGAAAAUAUUUGGAAGCCCAGUGUCCCCUAAACAGAUGGUUUCUAGUCCAGCUACAAGUCUUGAAGAUCAAGCAUCGGGCAGUGCUUCAAGCUCUAAAACAGCUGAAAGCAAGAUGACGACUCCAUUCAAAGUGCCAGAAAGAGCUUCUAAGAUCCAGGAGGAUGUAAGGAAUGCUGGUGACAGUCAUGACUCUGAUGUUGAAAUUGUGUUUGAGCAACAGCCAACUCCGGAGCAGGCAGACCUCGCCCAAAAGCUAAUGCUGCCGCCAACGUUUUUUACUUACAAAAAUAAGCCAGGAUAUGUGAGUGAUGAUAGUGAUGAUGAAGAUUAUGAGAGUGCUGUAAGAAAUCUAAACGGAAAACUGUAUCCUGAUUCUGCCCCACCUGGCCCUGCUCAGGCCAGUGGAGAUGCAGAGGAGCCGGAGUGUGUGCUUGUCUGGGAAAAGAAACCAACGUUGGAGGAGGAGAGAAAAGCCAAGAGCCUUCAGCUUCCCCUUACCUUCUUCUGUAAUGCUAGCAGUGAUACGGACACUGAACCAGACAGGCUAGAGGACUUUGGAACAGAGCUACAGAAAGUCCAGCAAGCUCAGAGUGAAAUAAACAGUCAAGAGAAACCCAGUGAGAGCUCUUCUGAUCAGCCUGCUACAGAUGAUAAUGGCUGUCCUAUUGACCUCUCGACAAAGACCCAUGAACCUGAAACACCAACUGACUCAAAUACAACUCAAGAUGCCCCUUCUAUUUUCGCAACUGGAUUUUCAAGUGAACUUACAUUUGCAGACUUGGCAAAGAGUUCUACAGACUUUGCCUUUGGAAAAAAAGACCCAAACUUCUCCUGGGCCAAUGCUCAGGCAGCUGUCUUUAGCUCCACUGCAACAGCUUCCAGAAAUGAGGAUGAAGAUGAGGAGGGCAGCGAUGAAGAUGUUUCUAACAGUGACAUUCACUUUGAGCCCAUCGUUUCCUUACCUGAGGUCGAGGUGAAGUCUGGUGAAGAAGAUGAGGAGAUUCUUUUCAAGCAGAGGGCAAAACUGUACAGAUGGGAUCGUGGUUUGGGCCAGUGGAAAGAGCGUGGAGUUGGUGAUCUGAAGAUCCUCUUCCACCCAGUGAAAAAGUGCUACCGUGUCCUGAUGAGGCGUGAGCAGGUUUUAAAGGUGUGCGCCAACCACACCAUCACCAAGAACAUCGAGCUGAAACCCAUGAACACUUCUGCUAACGCACUGGUUUGGACGGCGAACGACUAUGCAGAGGGCGACGGCAAGGUGGAGCAGCUUGCUGCCAAAUUUAAGACCGCCGACUUGGCCGAAUCGUUCAGGAAAACCUUUACAGAUUGUCAGAGGUGCAUGUCUCAAGUGGACUCGGCCCAGUCUUCUAAAGUCAUGGAACUUUGCAGACCAAGCAACCCGGUGGUAUUUUUCACUAUAGCUGCUGAUGACGAGCCACUCGGCAAGAUCACGAUGGAGCUUUUUGCCAACGUUGUCCCCAAAACUGCGGAAAACUUCAGAGCUUUGUGCACUGGAGAGAAAGGCUUUGGCUACCGCAAUUCCAUUUUCCACAGGAUCGUCCCUGAUUUCAUGUGUCAGGGUGGUGAUAUAACCAGACAGGACGGCACGGGGUUGAAGUGUAUCUACGGGGACAAGUUUGAGGACGAGAACUUUGAAGUGCGCCACACAGGCCCAGGUAUACUGUCCAUGGCCAAUCAUGGCAGAGACACAAACAGCUCUCAGUUUUUCAUCACGUUAAAGAAAACCGAGCAUUUGGACUUCAAACAUGUUGCUUUCGGAGUCGUCAAAGACGGCAUGGAUGUGGUGAAGCAAAUGGGAGAGCUGGGCUCUAAGAAAGGCAGUCCAAGCAAAACGAUAAGAGUUACAGACUGUGGACAGCUGUAAAUCUGUCCUUUAUACAGGAAGUACACGUGUUCAAGUUUUUCAUGUUCUGCCUUUUUUUUUUUUUUUUGUCAGGAGUUUCUCCGAAUUAGAAUGUGACUGAGACAAGCAGAGUUUAACAGUCUAAACAUGUUUUGUGGAUUUUUUUUUUAAUGAAACAUUCACACUGAUGAUGGAGACCUGCAUAAAGAUGUAAGAACAGCAAUUGGUGACUGACAUGCAGAGAAUAAUCUCUGUACUGAUGUGUUUCCUGAGGCAACAUCAUGACAAAUACACAUUUGUUUACACGAGCUGAAGAAUUAGACUAAAUUAGCCGAACUCCCUGCUAUACCCCCACCCCACCCCACCCCACCCCAAGAGAACUGCAGGGGGUUCAUUGGACUACGAAGUCCAAACAGUAUCGUCGGUUUAAUUCCUUUCCACAUGCGGAUUAAAUCUCACCAAAUCUGGACUAUCUUAAGCAGUGAAUUGUGUGUUUUUACUCUGUAUAGAUUUAAGGAAAUUUGGCUUUUUACAGCAAUGUGAAUUCUUCUACAUUUUCUGCUUUUUUUUGCCAAUAUUAAAGGAUGAACAUAGUG
This is a messenger RNA of Neoarius graeffei (lesser salmon catfish), 9605 nucleotides long. It is a transcript of the gene ranbp2, whose product is annotated as RAN binding protein 2. Gene Ontology annotation, biological process: protein folding; protein peptidyl-prolyl isomerization; intracellular transport. Gene Ontology annotation, molecular function: peptidyl-prolyl cis-trans isomerase activity; GTPase activator activity; protein binding. NCBI's taxonomy places the organism in Eukaryota, Metazoa, Chordata, Actinopteri, Siluriformes, Ariidae. Gene Ontology annotation, cellular component: cytoplasm; nuclear pore. The record is from RefSeq and is a predicted model, not a curated record. The transcript is spliced from 28 exons. Bases 112 to 9030 code for a protein of 2972 amino acids.